Molecule: messenger RNA, 7026 nt
Organism: Coturnix japonica (Japanese quail)
Lineage: Eukaryota; Metazoa; Chordata; Aves; Galliformes; Phasianidae
Gene: SLC23A2
Product: solute carrier family 23 member 2
Biological process (GO): transmembrane transport
Cellular component (GO): membrane
Molecular function (GO): transmembrane transporter activity
Source: RefSeq, a predicted model, not a curated record
GCCCCAUGCUCUGCCUGUCGGGGCGGCCCCGGUCCCGCUGUACUCCUCGCUGCCGAUCGAGGGGUGCGGAGUCUGGCGUGGAGGAGUCGCUGCUGUUGCUAUCACAGCUUCCAUCGCCAUUGCAGUCCGCUAUGGCAGGUGCUAACGGUACUUAAGGAAAACAACCUGAAUAUUCCAGCUGGAUUGCUGAAGACGUCUGUGAUUCCUGGAGCUGCUGCUGUUUAAACAAGAACCUGUCCUGAUAGUACUUGGCCUUCAAUCCAGAAGCAUUCUCUUGGUCCUGUAUGCAAGUCCAUGACGUACUGGAAACGAUGGGGAUUGGUAAGAAUACCACUUCGAAAUCAGUGGAGGCAGGAGGCUCGACAGAAGGCAAAUAUGAGGAUGAAUCCAAGCAUCCCACCUUUUUCACUCUGCCUGUUGUAAUUAAUGGUGGAGCAACAUCGAGUGGUGAUCAGGAUACAGAAGACACGGAGUUGAUGGCCAUCUAUACUACAGAAAAUGGCAUAGCCGAGAAGAGUUCUUUGGCAGAGACACUGGACAGCACUGGCAGUUUGGAUGCUCAGAGAACUGACAUGAUUUACACUAUUGAAGAUGUUCCUCCGUGGUAUCUCUGCAUAUUUUUGGGGUUACAGCACUACUUAACGUGUUUCAGUGGAACUAUAGCAGUUCCCUUUUUGCUGGCUGAUGCCAUGUGUGUUGGAUUUGACCAGUGGGCCACCAGCCAGUUGAUUGGGACCAUUUUCUUCUGUGUGGGCAUCACUACAUUGUUACAAACAACUUUUGGAUGCAGGUUACCCUUGUUCCAGGCGAGUGCUUUUGCAUUCUUAGCACCUGCUAGAGCAAUACUCUCCCUGGAGAAGUGGAAAUGUAAUAAUACAGAUAUAACAGUUACAAAUGGAACAACAGAACUGCUUCACACUGAGCACAUCUGGUAUCCCAGAAUACGAGAGAUCCAAGGUGCUAUCAUCAUGUCAUCCCUGAUAGAAGUGGUGAUUGGUUUGCUUGGCCUUCCUGGUGCCCUGCUGCGAUACAUUGGACCUCUGACCAUCACGCCAACUGUUGCCCUCAUCGGCCUCUCUGGUUUCCAAGCAGCUGGAGAAAGAGCAGGCAAACACUGGGGUAUCGCUAUGCUGACUAUUUUCCUCGUAUUGCUGUUCUCUCAAUAUGCCAGAAAUGUCAAAUUUCCUUUACCCAUUUACAAGUCAAAAAAAGGAUGGACAGCAUAUAGACUGCAGCUGUUUAAGAUGUUCCCUAUAAUUUUAGCUAUUUUGGUGUCGUGGUUACUUUGCUUCAUCUUCACUGUGACAGAUGUCUUUCCCCCCGACAGUUCCAAGUACGGCUUCUAUGCUCGCACAGAUGCCCGACGAGGAGUGCUCUUGGUAGCUCCAUGGUUCAAGGUUCCUUACCCUUUUCAGUGGGGACUGCCAACAAUUUCAGCUGCUGGAGUUAUAGGAAUGCUUAGUGCGGUUGUUGCGAGCAUUAUUGAAUCAAUAGGAGAUUACUAUGCCUGUGCCAGGUUGUCUUGUGCUCCUCCUCCUCCUAUUCAUGCGAUAAACAGAGGAAUUUUUAUUGAGGGUCUCUCCUGUGUUUUGGAUGGAGUAUUUGGCACAGGGAAUGGAUCCACUUCUUCCAGCCCUAACAUUGGUGUCCUGGGUAUCACAAAGGUUGGAAGCCGUAGGGUUAUUCAGUAUGGAGCAGCCUUCAUGCUCUUGCUUGGGAUGGUUGGCAAAUUCAGUGCUCUGUUUGCAUCCCUGCCUGACCCCGUGCUUGGUGCCCUCUUCUGCACUCUCUUUGGGAUGAUUACAGCUGUGGGUCUGUCUAACCUUCAGUUCAUAGAUCUGAAUUCUUCUCGCAACCUGUUUGUACUUGGAUUUUCCAUUUUCUUUGGACUUGUCCUUCCAAGCUAUCUCAAACAGAAUCCACUGGUGACAGGAAUAGCAGGCAUCGAUCAAGUAUUGAAUGUUCUUCUCACCACAGCCAUGUUUGUUGGUGGCUGUGUUGCGUUUAUUUUGGAUAAUACCAUUCCAGGAAGCCCUGAAGAAAGGGGAAUACGGAAAUGGAAGAAAGGGGUUGGUAAAGGAAGCAAGUCACUGGAAGGCAUGGAAACAUACGAUUUGCCUUUUGGCAUGAACUUCAUCAAAAAAUACAGGUGUUUCAGCUUCCUGCCCAUCAGCCCUACCUUCAUGGGUUACACGUGGAAAGGCUUCAGGAAAAGCAGUACCUGCAGGAGUUCAGAUGAAGACUCAGAAGCUACAGUAUAGCCUUAGUUGAAACUAUAUUAUCUAGUUGUAGUAAAAGAUGUAUUUGCAGUUUCUUGCUGAUUAAGAAGCAUUAAAAUAUAUGUUUUGUAUAUCUGCAUUUAAAUUCUGGAACCAGAGCUGAGACGGAUUUAAAAAAGAAAAAAAAAGAGAGAAAAAAAAAAGCUUUCCUGUUGUGGGUGGUGGUAGCCAGAUAUAGUGUCUCUGUUGGAUUUCUCUUCUUCUUUUUGUCCAAAGCUAUAGAUACCUGCGUGCCCAAGUCUGCUUAUUUUAGAUGGGGCUUAGGUUCCUGAAGUAUGCAGGUGCUAUUGAGAAUGUUACUUUUUAUGGUGAUUUUAUUUAAGUCAUUGAUGCUGGCAUUUUUGGCUCACUCAUUGCUGGCAAUGUUAGUCAUGCCAGAAAAUCUGAAUCCUGUGAAAAGGAAAAAAAAAAUAAGAAUUCUAAUUAUGCCUAAUCAUGUAUAUAUUGUUUCUGACCACUGAUUUGCACAUUCCAUAGUUUCAGAUCCCUGGAAACCAGACUUAGUUUAAACUGGCAAAUCCUGACAUUACUUUUCAGAUGGUUUGAUGGUUCAGUCAGAUGCCCAGACAGAAGUUUCCAUAAGAACUUUGCCUGUGAAAACUCUGAACGACUUCUGUUGGCUUCUUGCUUUAGAAAGAAUCACUCGCUUUGUAUCAGUUUGCAUUUAUAAGCUUUUCCUUUUUCUGCCUGGCUUUUAACCACCUAACUACUGUCCAGGAGUAGGUUUUCUUUAAAGGGGGAUGUAUGUAGCUUGAGUUUUACAGAGAUGGGAGACUUAACUUCCAGGUGGGACCUGAUAGCAGUGAAAUGAAUGUAUGCAGCUAGAUGUUUCCUGAAGAAGAAGGUUAAAAAGGUGGUUCAAAGGGAAUAACACCUGCAUGCACGUGAUCAGAAUGCAACCAGCAUUCACUGGGAUGCAUCUGUGCAUAAAUUCUUGUUUGGUUGAGAUCCAGUGCUGCCUAUGAUUGGCUUCUGUUGCAUUGCAUUUCUUGUUUUCCUCUCUUUGUGGGAUUACUGUAAAAGCUCUCCACUUCUACAGAGGCCGUCUUGAAUGGCAGAGACACUACAUUUGAUGUCCUCAUCCACCGGAUGGUUUAACGGGUAUUGGGUCCAACCAGGGCACCAUUCAGAUAUAUUAUUAUUAUUUUUUUCCUGGAAUAGUCUCAGCUCUGAUGUUAUGUGAGUGUUCAUGCUCAUCAUGCAUUCAUCAUUAAAAGUUUCAGUCAUGUUUAAUGUUCUUACUAUUGCAAGUUAGUUUUAGACUUCGGUGUGGCCCCAAAAGCAUUUUUAAGCUGUGGAGAUCAUCAGGGAAAUGUAGUGUAAUGUAAUUUCAAGGCCAGUAUGCUCUACGGUGCUUGCGUUUUGUGUUCCUGGAGAAACAUAACAGUAGAUCCUGUAAUUCACUGAUGUAUUUAAUCAAGGUUUGACUACUGGACGGGAGCGCAGGAACUCUGUUUUCUGAGUCUACUUCCAUGUGAAUUUGUUAUUGGUUAUUGAAGCAUGGAUGGGUUGGGGUGGGGAGGGCAAGGAAAGAGCUUUAUGGAUCAGUACUGAGUAGUGUAGGAUUGGAAUGAUUCCAUUGAUAUCCCUUUUCAGCAUGUCAUGGCUGUUUCCAGAGACAUAAAAUAAUACUGUGGUUGUUUUUUUUUCCAUAACAAAGCAUGUGUUUGUUCCUGCUUCAGGGAACUUUCAGUAGUUUGCAGUCUUCGUGUCAGUCAGUCUAUUUUGAAAGCUGGUCAGAAGAGUUAUUGUGUCAAAGACAAGGUUGGUUUGCCUUUAAAACUAAGUCAUUUUUGUCAUUUGAAGUUCUCCUCUACAGGUAGAAUCGUGUUAGGUUUUCACAUCCACUUGCAAAUAGAUUGAAGUGUGGAGACUUCUAUUUAGUGGCACAGGGCUUCCAAAUUUCCCAACUUCACAUGCAACCAAAGAUGUGUGAGAGAAAUGGAGGAGUUAAAAUAAAUGGGCAAGGAGACAAAAGAAAAUCCAGUCGUGUACGGUAGUUAUCAUCAUGUAAAAUGCCAAAGUUGAUUGUCAGGAAAAUGCUGAGAGGGGCAAAGGUUUGGUAUUCAGAGCAUUGCCACCUCUUAAAAGCUGAAGUGCAUCACUCCCAGUGAUGGAGCUGAGCACAGCAAUGAUUGCCAUGUCCUGAGGCUUUGCUCAACUUUUCCCCCCAGAUAUGAGUGUUAUACUCGUUGAAGAGACAAGGCGAUGAGAAAGAAAUAGUGAUCUUCUCUCACCUUUGGAUGGGGUGAAGCUUUCUGUGUUCAGCACUGUCUUCACUUGAGUAUGUCAGAAAGAACUGCCAAGGUGAUUUGUGACACUUGGGUUAAAUUAAAGCAGUGAAUCCAAUGAUUCUUCCCUUUUUCCUGGGGCAAAACACCAAACCUCUCCAGUGGCGUAGGCCAGGCUUAUCCAAAGAGGUGAAACCAGAUGAUUCUGUCCAACUUGGAUAUAAUUCUUUCUCAGCUUUUGGUUCUACCAUACUGAUUCUGUAGACUGGCUGAGAGGUACAGUAGCAUUUAGCUGGCAUGCUUUGCUUUUCUAGCCACUUAAUAACACUAAGAUAAAUAGUUGUAGUUAACAGUCAUUUUUGUAACCAGUUUUGCAAUGGAGAUCUGCUGAAGCACGUGUAAUGUAUAGCAGAAGGUUAUGAUGGUCUUGGUGUUUCCCUGGAUGUUCAGGGAUGGUUCUGAUGCAGCUGCUGCACCCUGAAUCUUUAUAUUGAAGCACGCAUCGUGGACCCUAAAUAUUCCUCCCAUGUCCGCUUUUCUACAUUAGAGUCUUAGCGUGGCUGGUGUGAAAUGCCCUUAACCUGGAGAAGAACGGAUUGAGCUGCGGUGCAGCAGUUGCUGCUGGUUCCAAAAGCACUGAAAUCCUUUGUGUCAGCUGUUUCCAUCUGUGUGAGGGCAGCUGGGUAUGGCUGUACACUCAGUAUUGUGUUUUAUCCCAUGUUUGUGAUCUCCUGCCUUUCAUACCACGAUGCUGAGCAAAGCUGCCUAGAGCAGAAGCCACCUGAUGGGAGAGUGAAGUGGCAAUGAGGUGUUUUGACCAAACGUUGAGGUGGAAGGGCAAAUAUUCAUGGUAGAAAACUCAUUUUGUCAUAUCAGAGAUGGUUUAAAAUGUGUGCAAAAGGACACAGCUUUGGACUUUUGUAAUGGAUCUUGUAUUCUUUUAGGUUAAAUUAAGGAUUAUUGCUAACGUGUUGAAACAACAUUUUUUUUUCUAAAGCAAAUACGUGCAAAUUAUGCCUAUAGAAAUUUAGGUUUCAUAGCGAGCUCAGCUAUGAUUGAUUAAUGUUGUCAUAUUAGAAUGCGUCGGCAGAGAGACAUGACCAGAAAGUUCAACCUUUAAACCCAGAAUUUGCUUUUAUGCCUUUUAAUACUGACUUGAAAUAUGACAACUUGGUUUGUACAUGAAUAUUGCAGUAUUUUAUUUCCAUAUAUUAAGAAUAACAUUUCCACUCAGGAUAAUGACUGCGGUUUUUCCUGGGAGGGAGUGGUAUGAUUGUCAUGACAAUGUCAUGUGAUGGUAGAAUUUCUUCAUUGACGAAUCUAUAGUAGUUGUGUAUACUUUAUUUACCCAUCUUUAUGUUCCUAACCGAAAACUAAAGGGUUUCUUUGUUAUUCAUCUCCCUACUGAGAUCUCAGCACUCCCAGUGCAGAAUUGGCUCUUGCAAACUGAAAUCCUCAGUGCUGUUUAUUACCACAGUUGGUGUGUCUGUAACACAAAAAGGUGUUUGAUUGUGCUAUAAAAGCACUGCAGGCACACGUGGUUUAUAACAGCCAGCUUCCAAUGUUCCCCAUUGGAUGUUCACGCCAUCUAAUAUAACCUGUGCUUAACAUGACUUGCGUUAUCAGUGUAGAAAAUGCAUGUGACAGACCAGCGCAGCCCACAGUGUUUCUUUUAUGUGGCCUUCUUAAAACCAAAAUCUGCUUGAGUAAGUGGGUCACCUUUUCUUCCCCCCCCACCCCAAAAUGUCCCACUUUGUGCAUGUUUUGUACUAUACCUUGCCAAGGCCGACAGCCUUUUUGGGGGGCAUGGGGAUGACAGGCACUCAAUGCUCUCAUGUCUCUAUAGCUACAACAGCUCAUUACAGUAUUGAAGAAGGCCACAAGUUUGCUGGUGUUCAGCUUCUGCCCACGAGUCCAUCCAGCUGAGUGCUGGGCUGCUUUGAAGCACUGGGGUUCUGCAUUUAGAAACAUCCCAACUAUUCCUGUCUAGUUCCGAUUCGACUGUGACUGUGCAUUGUCAUCCAUACAUAAUCGAUAUGAGAGAGAGAUUUAGCAUUGCCUCGUGUAAUUAGCUGGCAUUUAUCACAUCUUUCCAGGUCAACCAUCUUGCUGCCAGUCCAAAUUGUUGUACUUUUGUCUCUUUAUGACAACCUUGGGCGUAACAAACUAUUGACUGUUCUUAGGCAGUGGGGAUAAAUAUAUUUCCUUCUUUCUCAUCUUAGUGACUGACUUGGGCUGUGAAACUUCUUUGUUAAGCAAGAGGGUUUUUCUUCCUUUUCUCCCUUUUUCCCCCUUUUUUUUGUUGUUCUGAGAUGUGUAAUUAAUUCUUUUAUGGAGUUUUUUUUUGUUUAAUUUCAUAUUAUUUUUGUUGUUUUUUUUUUCUAACAUUGCUUCAUUAAACGAAUAUUUAAAAAUGUAAUAUUUGGACCAGAUGUUGUGAAUAAUAGUAGAUAAAAGCUAUUUUAUUCUGUAUUUUUAAAGCUGUUCGGUAUAAAUAAACACGGGCAUAGAUGCAA